ACUGCUGUCGAUGCGAAAGUGUUGGUCUGGAGGAUUUGAAGCUGACCGUCGCUGAGUGGAGAAUUUCAGACUCAUUUUUACCUAGACGAGUAGCUGAAAGAGCUUGUUGAGGCGAUGGCUUUUUAAGUGAGAAGGGGUUCAGUGGCACAGGGAGAAGCUGGAUGUUCCACGAGAGUGUUAAGAGAAUUUAAGUGGGACGAAGACGAUGUCGGGCAAAGUAGUUUCAGCGUUGAUCAGACUGGUGGUGAAUGCCGGACAAGCGAAACCGGCACCUCCAGUGGGUCCGGCACUUGGACAGCAUAGACUGAAUCUGAUGGCGUUUUGUAAGGAUUUUAAUGCUCGAACGCAGCAUAUGAAGCCCGAUGUUCCGGUUUCUGUGACGGUUACUGCAUACACCGACUCCUCGUUCGAUUUCGUCAUUAAGUCCCCGAAGGUUUCUUACUUCUUGAAGAAGGCUGCAGGCUUGCAAAAUGGGGGCGGCAGGGCGGGUCACGACGUAGCAGGAGUUGUGACUGUGAAGCACGUGUACGAAAUUGCCAAGAUUAAACAGACCGACCCUGACUGUCAGUACAUGGACUUAGAUGCUAUCAGCAAGUCAAUCUUGGGCACGGCCCGAUCCAUGGGUAUCGCUGUCAAACGUGAUUUGAAUUGAUCGAUCGAUCGAUCGAUCGACCCCAUCCUACUCACUUGCGCUACCAAUUUCGAUGGUCAUGCGGCGAGCCUUUGGCAUGGCACAGAGUUCCUUGGUAUGAAUAAGGAUGAUAUCCCCAGAAGCUGUUGUCUCUCUGUCCAAUUAUUGCGGUCUUCUCGGAAUCAUAUAUUUUUUGCUGUAGUCAUAGCCUACGUGCCCAUGUUCCCAAAGGCUCCGUUGUCUCGUUAGGUCGGCUCUGUGCAGGCACACUGGACGAGUUGACUUAUUUGAACACUUUCAGAUUGAAGGCAUUGCAGCUCCAAGUCAUUGUCGGUAUUUCACAGCAGAUCUUAUAUUGGCCAAUGAAAGUUUUUCUUUGAUUGACGUCCACGUACACUCAAGUGAUUCGAAGGAUUCUCAGUGUGAUGAGUUAUACACUGCUUCUCGAUUCAAACCGGUGACGCUUACUUGUGUCAGUAGAAAAUGGAUGGCCUGACAGGUGAAGUACCGUUCACAAUUUCCCAACUGGAUCGUCAAUCGAAAUCAGCAGGAUUGUGCCAUAGUUACGUGCGAUUCCACGAUAGAGAUUCCACUCCUGCUUAAUUAUCUGAGUUUCAUUCAGACUGCCCUUGAUUGGGUGGUGGAUUAAUUGAGGAUGCAGGCUCGUGUAGACGACACAGGUACUUCGGUGGGCCUCGGGUUGAAGCGCUUGAUCAGGAGACUGGUGGCAUAGCACCGAAACUUCAAAUCCGGGGGAAGUUGCAACAGUCUUUUGAAGUGCAACAGGCAACGUUGUCAGCUUGAUCACGUUGGAGCCCUGGAGAGGAAUUUUAGCAGAGCAUCUCUAUCCCGCUGGGUUAUUUCAUCCCGUGAGAAGGAUCUUUCUGAAUUCUUCUAAGCCGCUCGUGCCUCAAAAUCUGUACACCGGCACUCUGUGAAUCUCAACUUGACGAUUGUCGUCUGGAAAGUGACGAAUCUUUUACCUCUUUC
Marchantia polymorpha subsp. ruderalis is the source of this 1621-nucleotide messenger RNA. NCBI's taxonomy places the organism in Eukaryota, Viridiplantae, Streptophyta, Marchantiopsida, Marchantiales, Marchantiaceae. The record is from the annotation of a GenBank genome assembly.